Zootermopsis nevadensis is the source of this 510-nucleotide messenger RNA. The record is from RefSeq and is a predicted model, not a curated record. Lineage: Eukaryota; Metazoa; Arthropoda; Insecta; Blattodea; Termopsidae.
AGAUGACGGUAGCAUGGGAUGGGGGUAGGUUUGGGGCGAAAGAGACCAGAGCAGAGCAGCGCGGGCAACAGUAGUCACUGGGGCUGGAUGCCAGAGGGACGCCAUGGUCACUCGGACAGAUUCAAACCAAGUUACCGCAGCCUCAGGGCCUACGGACGAACGUGGAGGUCUUACCAACUGCUGGCAUAUAGAGGAAAUGUGAGGCCACGCCCCCUCCUCGUUAUCAUCAACUCUUCUUCGGUCUUCGGCAGCAAGCUCCAUCGUGUCGCCAGCACCAACAGCUGCGGUCCCUGCAGCAGCCACAGCUGGUCCAGUUGUGGCCACCUUCACACAGUCUUUGUCAUUAUCUCUGUCGCCACCCUUCCAUCGGCGUCGCGGGAUGCCGGCAUACAGGGGCGCUUAUCUCAGUUUACGCAGCUUAAGGCACAGUUGUGCUUCUGAAUCUCCAUCUGGAGGCUCGAAGAACGUGGCUAAUCCCGUGUUUCUCCUCGCCUCUGUGUGUUGCUGUAU